Notolabrus celidotus (New Zealand spotty) is the source of this 1173-nucleotide messenger RNA. RefSeq names its product forkhead box protein D1-like. The transcript has a single exon. Gene Ontology annotation, biological process: cell differentiation; regulation of transcription by RNA polymerase II; anatomical structure morphogenesis. Gene Ontology annotation, molecular function: DNA-binding transcription factor activity, RNA polymerase II-specific; RNA polymerase II cis-regulatory region sequence-specific DNA binding. Bases 33 to 1025 code for a protein of 330 amino acids. NCBI's taxonomy places the organism in Eukaryota, Metazoa, Chordata, Actinopteri, Labriformes, Labridae. The record is from RefSeq and is a predicted model, not a curated record.
AAAGAUGCAUCAGAUGUGUAGCUUUUUUGUGAAUGAAAGAAGAGAAGGGUCUGCGCCUGCAGUGUCCCAGACAGGCGAGAUCACCGCCUGGGGAUCGGAUACCCUGGAUCAUGACCCCAGACAAAGAACUCAUGGACGCGCUGGACAUUGACGUGGAGGACCAGACGGACCUUGGUGAAGAGAAGAAGAACACAGAUCUGCCAGAGUUGAGGGAGAAUCAUGCAGACUUCGGUAAGAGCGCUUCAUCUCGUCCUCUUGGGGAACAGAAGGUGGGAGGCUUUGAAGUCCGAAUACAGGACGGUCCAGGCAGCAGAACCGCUUCGGUGAAGCCCCCGUACUCGUACAUCGCUCUCAUCACCAUGGCCAUCCUGCAGAGCCCGAAAAAGAGACUAACCCUGAGUGAGAUCUGUGAUUUUAUCAGCCAGCGCUUUGCGUAUUAUCGGGAGAAGUUCCCCGCGUGGCAAAACUCCAUCCGCCACAACUUGUCUCUGAAUGACUGCUUUGUGAAAAUGCCUCGCGAGCCUGGAAAUCCUGGUAAAGGGAAUUACUGGACACUGGACCCCAUGUCGGCCGAUAUGUUUGAAAACGGGAGUUUUCUCCGGCGGAGGAAACGCUUCAAGAGGCAGCAUUUCUAUUUGGGAGCGCUGAAGGACUCCAUGGCGCACGAGCGCAGCCUGAUACCAGUGUUUCCUAUAGGAGCGCACAGGAUGAGCACUUGUCUCCGGGGUCCGGAUUUGUACCAGGACCUGGGGAUAAGAAGUCGUUUAAGCCCCCACAGUAAUCCAAGCAUCCCGCCUGUACGCAGCAUCAUCCCCGCGCUCUCCUCGCUCCUCUCUAAGAACGUCCCCUCUUGCCUAACAUUUGAACAUUUAGAGCCGGGACGCUGCGCCACUGUGCCACCUUUGGCUCCAAACUCCUCGUUCAUUCCUCCAGUCUCAGUGCGCGGAAUGAUACCCAAUUACCCUGUUUCUCAUUUUUUCAACUUUCCCUAUGGGAUCCUAAAAGCAUCAUCUUUUUCAAUUUAAUGAAAUAACGCUCGUUUGUCUCUUCCUCUCAGCAGGACAAUAAACUCAGAAAAGAUACAUUGUGUAAAGAUGGACUGAACCUACUCACGUACCGUUUUGUGCUUUCAAGGAUACAUUUUUUUGAAGUCUUUUUGAAAAACCUUUAUUU